Molecule: messenger RNA, 681 nt
Organism: Saccharomyces paradoxus
Lineage: Eukaryota; Fungi; Ascomycota; Saccharomycetes; Saccharomycetales; Saccharomycetaceae
Gene: RTR1
Product: RNA polymerase II subunit B1 CTD phosphatase RTR1
Exons: 1
Coding region: 1-681 (226 amino acids)
Cellular component (GO): cytoplasm; nucleus
Molecular function (GO): RNA polymerase II CTD heptapeptide repeat phosphatase activity; RNA polymerase core enzyme binding
Source: RefSeq, a predicted model, not a curated record
AUGGCGACGAUUGAAGAUAUAAAGGAAACGGCGUUAAUCCCCUUCCAAAAGCACAGGCAACUUUCUAUGCAUGAAGCAGAAGUUAUAACUUUAGAGAUUAUAGGCCUAUUAUGUGAUUCAGAAUGUAAGGAUGAGAAAACAUUGAAGUAUUUGGGCCGAUUUCUUACACCAGAUAUGUAUCAAGACCUAGUAGAUGAGAGGAACCUAAACAAAAGAUGCGGAUAUCCCCUUUGUGGUAAAUCGCCAGAAAGGAUACGUGAUCCUUUUUCAAUGAAUGACACUACUAAAAAAUUUUUAUUAGAAAACAAUCCGUAUGCAUAUUUAUCACACUAUUGCAGUAAGUUCCAUUUUCGAUGCUCCCAAUUUUAUCAAGUGCAACUAUCUGAUGAAGCUUUAUUUGCAAGAACAGGGGUCCAUUUAUUUGAAGAUCCUGAACAGGAUAAGCACGAUAUAGAUUUCAAAGUAACCUUGUUUGAGGAGUUGCUAAGGGAAAAGGCAUCAGAGGAAGAUAUCAAAUCAUUGAUAUCCGGCCUUAAAAAAUUAGGAUUGGAUCCUGAUAGUGGAAAUACGGAUAAAAAAGAUACUGAGUUGGAAGAUGAUUUAUCGAAAUGGUUAGCACAAAUCAAAAUUGUUGAGAAUAAUAAUCCCAGCAUUUUAGGUGAUUUCACGAAGGAAGAUUGA